AUGGGGUCUGCAGCAGCAGCCGCUGCUCUGGAUGAGGCGGCUGGGCUUUACAAAGGCAACGCAGAGAGGCGCCGAGCUCCUUCAGAUACAGUCGAGUCAGGCUGCGUGGAGGAGGCCGCGGUGCAGCUGCAGCAGCUCGGCCACCCUUCACCAGCAGCAGCAACAGCAACAGCAACAGCAGCAGCGGUGAGACCGGGAAGUUCGUUCUCCCUGCAGGCGUUGCAUGUGCUGUGUGCUGCGCUGGGGGCCUCUUUGAGCUCUGUUGUGGCAGCAGCUCGGCCACCCUUCACCAGCAGCAGCAACAGCAACAGCAACAGCAGCAGCGGUGAGACCGGGAGGUUCGUUCUCCCUGCAGGCGUUGCAUGUGCUGUGUGCUGCGCUGGGGGCCUCUUUGAGCUCUGUUGUGGGGACCCAGGGCCUGUGGUUGCUGCUGCGGUGGCUGUUCCAGCUGCUGCUGAUGCAGUCACUGCUGCGGAAGUGCGUCGCUGGCUUCUUCGUUUGUCUGCCUCGCAGGAGCUUUUGUGCGUGUCAUUAGAGUUAUUUGUGCUGCUUAUAGUUGCAAAGGAAGCACAGAGGGAGGUGAAAGAACCGCAGCAGCAGCAGCAGCAGAGGCGGGUAGCUGAGUGGCCUCAGCAGUGCACAGGAGCGGCAGCGACAGAUGAGAGGAGCAGCGGCUUGAGAAUAUGA
Messenger RNA from Eimeria mitis, 687 nucleotides. RefSeq lists its product as uncharacterized. The record is from RefSeq and is a predicted model, not a curated record. Bases 1 to 687 code for a protein of 228 amino acids. NCBI's taxonomy places the organism in Eukaryota, Apicomplexa, Conoidasida, Eucoccidiorida, Eimeriidae. The transcript has 3 exons.